AUGCCCUUCGUGGAGGCAUUAUCGAAGAUGCCUAGGUAUGCCAAGUUCAUGAAAUAUCUCCUCACCAACAAGAGGAAGCUUGGGGAGCUGUCAACGGUGAUGCUCAACGAGGAGUGUUCUGCCAUCCUACAGAACAAACUACCAGAGAAGCGAAAAGACCCAGGGAGUUUCACUAUACCUUGCAUGAUUGGUAGUUUGCAUAUAGGGAAGUCCUUGGCGGAUUUAGGCGCUAGCAUAAAUGUCAUGCCAUAUAAACUGUUUCAAAAGCUAAGCCUAGGUGAACCCAGUGAUACUAGGAGCGAGUUCAGGGUCGAUUGGACGAAGGUCGGGCGCGAGGAAAGUAAAAAAGGAAGCCACACGGGCACACACUGA
Linum trigynum is the source of this 372-nucleotide messenger RNA. Lineage: Eukaryota; Viridiplantae; Streptophyta; Magnoliopsida; Malpighiales; Linaceae. The record is from the annotation of a GenBank genome assembly.